Messenger RNA from Mangifera indica (mango), 2756 nucleotides. RefSeq names its product probable cyclic nucleotide-gated ion channel 20, chloroplastic. NCBI's taxonomy places the organism in Eukaryota, Viridiplantae, Streptophyta, Magnoliopsida, Sapindales, Anacardiaceae. The coding region runs from base 289 to 2631 and encodes 780 amino acids. The record is from RefSeq and is a predicted model, not a curated record. The transcript has 14 exons.
UAGCCAAAGACCGUUUCCUACAACAAACCAACUGACUUUUCAAAGUCUUUCUGGCAUUUUUAAGUCUGGUCGGUCCUCUCUUUGUUCACAAAGUUUCCUUUUCACUUCAUCGUCAACGAGGUCAAAGCUAUUUUCUUUCAUCCAAUUCUAGAUAAAGGAGGGUUCUUUUUCCAUUGUCACUCGCUGAGAAUUCAGCUUCAAGCAGGCAGUUAUAGAGAAACAGAGGGUUCUUUUUCCUGAAAAUGACUUGCUGAUAACUCAGCUUCAAGAAGGUCACAUUUACUAGUAAUGGCUGGUUAUGAGAAAGAUGAUUUACCAAUGUUGUCAGAUUCCCGUCAUCAAUUAUCAGAUGAAAAUGUGAAUUCUCGGCUUCAUGAUUUUGCUUCCAGGACCAGGAGCGCAUCACUUUCUAUUCCCACAAACUACUCCGAGUCCUCUGAACCUCAAUCUUUUCUUGUAGGCCAUACUGGUCCUUUACGGAAUGAAAGGAGGACACCAUUUAUCCAAAUGAGUGGCCCUUUAUAUAUUAGCCGUAAUCAAGAAAACAAUUUCCGUCAAAAUCAAGGUGUUACUGUUGUUCAAAUGCCAGAACGUAGGAUAGAAACAUUUCCGUCUUUCCGUGUAAUGGAACAGAAUGAUUGGUCUGAGGAUAACUAUGCUAGAAAAAAUGAGCAUUUACUGAGGUCUGGGCAAUUGGGAAUGUGUAAUGAUCCUUACUGCACCACAUGUCCAACAUUUUACAAGUACCAAGCUGCACAACCAAAAUAUUCAAAAUCUUCUGGUAUAUUUGAUUCGCAGUUCCAUAACGCCCUCUACGGUGAUGCCAAAGGUUGGGCUAGAAGAAUUUUCUCUUUCUUGAGUGCAAAUAUCCCUGGGAUCAUGAACCCUCAUACUAAAGUUGUUCAACAGUGGAACCAAUUUCUUGUUAUUUCUUGCCUGCUGGCGAUUUUUGUAGACCCUUUGUUUUUCUUCCUGCUGUCCGUGGACAAGAACAAUAUGUGCAUAUUUAUUAACUGGCCCUGGGCUACAGCUAUUGUGGUUUUCAGAUCUAUUACUGAUUUGAUAUUCUUAUUGAACAUGCUUCUUCAGUUUAAGCUAGCAUACGUUGCUCCUGAGUCUAGAGUGGUUGGAGCUGGGGAGUUAGUUGAUCAUCCAAAGAAAAUUGCUCUCAAUUACCUUUCUGGAUUCUUUUUUCUUGACUUAUUCAUAGUAUUGCCUCUUCCUCAAAUCAUGAUACUGAUUGUCAUACCUAGAAACUUGGGAAUGUCAGGAGCAAACUAUGCUAAAAACCUUAUACGGACAUCAGUUCUUGUUCAGUACAUUCCCAGAUUAUAUAGAUUUCUGCCUUUGUUUGCUGGUCAGUCUCCAACCGGCUUCAUAUUUGAGUCAGCAUGGGCGAAUUUUUUCAUCAAUCUUUUCACUUUUGUAUUGGCUGGUCAUGUUGUUGGAUCAGGCUGGUACCUUUUUGGAUUACAGAGGGUUAAUCAAUGUCUUCGUAAUGCCUGCCAUGAUUCUUCACUUUACCCCAACUGCAAGGAUUUCAUAGAUUGUGGCCGUGGGGAUGGGUUUAGUAGAUUUAAUUCUUCUCCAUUAUGGACCAAUUGGACAUCCAAUGCAAAUGCUACUGCUUGUUUUACGUCUGACGGUUUUGCUUAUGGAAUUUACGAACUAGCUGUCAACCUUACUACAGAAGGUAGUAUUGUUACCAAAUACAUAUAUGCAUUGUUCUGGGGAUUCCAGCAAAUAAGUACUCUCGCGGGAAACCAGCAACCAAGCUAUUUUGUUUGGGAAGUCCUUUUUACUAUGGGCAUUAUUGGACUGGGGCUCUUGCUCUUUGCUUUUCUCAUUGGAAAUAUGCAGAACUUCCUCCAAGCUCUCGUGAGGAGGAGGCUAGAAAUGUCGCUAAGAAGACGAGAUGUGGAGCUAUGGAUGAGCCAUCGGCGCUUGCCUGAAGAGCUAAGAAGGCAAGUACGAGCAGCUGAACGAUACAAUUGGGCUGCCACCAGAGGAGUGAAUGAAGAAAUGCUUUUUGAGAAUUUGCCCGAAAACCUACAGAGAGAUAUAAGGCGACAUCUCUUCAAAUUUGUGAAGAAUGUUCGAAUUUUUGCCCUGAUGGAUGAACCAAUAUUAGAUGCGAUUUGUGAGAGAUUGAGGCAAAAUACAUAUAUUGAGAAAAGCAUAGUUUUAUAUCAAGGCAGUAUAGUAGACAAGAUGGUUUUUAUUGUGCGCGGGAAAAUGGAGAGCACAGGAGAAGACGGGAUAAGAGUCCCCUUGUGCGAGGGGGAUGUUUGUGGAGAGGAACUCCUUACAUGGUGCCUCGAGCAUUCAUCUAUAAGUAGAGAUGUAAAUAAAAUAAGAAUUCCGGGGAAGCGAUUGCUCAGCAACAGGACAGUAGAAUGCUUAACAAAUGUUGAAGCAUUUUCACUCCGAGCAUCAGACAUUGAAGAAGUUACCAGUCUUUUCGCAAGAUUCUUGCGGAAUCCUCGAGUUCAAGGAGCCAUAAGGUAUGAAUCACCGUAUUGGCGAAGCCUUGCUGCUACACGUAUUCAAGUAGCGUGGCGAUACUGGAAGAAACGCUUGAAUCGGGCUGAUACCUCGGUCUCUCGGUCCAGUGACCAGUCAUUCUUCUAGAUGAGAAUCUUUCUAUUUUAUGUAAGGUACAUUUAUGAUGGAUGAUUUUGUGCAGUAUAACCACACCAUUGCCUCACAUUAUAAUUGAAGAUUAUGGUCGUCUAAUAGUAUUUGUACUUUCGUUA